Cryptotermes secundus is the source of this 2706-nucleotide messenger RNA. It is a transcript of the gene Mcm3, whose product is annotated as DNA replication licensing factor Mcm3. The record is from RefSeq and is a predicted model, not a curated record. Gene Ontology annotation, molecular function: single-stranded DNA helicase activity; ATP binding; ATP hydrolysis activity. Lineage: Eukaryota; Metazoa; Arthropoda; Insecta; Blattodea; Kalotermitidae. The transcript has 16 exons. Gene Ontology annotation, cellular component: nucleus; MCM complex. The coding region runs from base 113 to 2611 and encodes 832 amino acids. Gene Ontology annotation, biological process: DNA replication; double-strand break repair via break-induced replication; DNA strand elongation involved in DNA replication.
UGUGGUUUCCGGUAGUAUAGAGUGUAUAGAGUGAAGUUCAGAAUAUCUGUUUUGGUGUAUAAGGAAACUAAUAAGUGUAUUUUGUUGCUGUAACAUAAUAAGAAUUUUAACAAUGGGUGAAGUGGAAGUUGAUCAACGUUUAAGAGAUUUGCAGCGAGAAUAUUUGGACUUCUUAGACGAUGAGGAGGGUGACGGUACUUACUCUCAACUUGUGAAGGACUUGGUUGCAGAUAAAGGCAAGAGGCUCCUUGUCAAUGUAAAUGAUUUACGUCACCGGAACCCUGUAAGGGCUGCAAGCUUGUUGAACAAUGCAUUUGAAGAACAACUGGCAUUUCAGCGUGCACUGAAGGAAUAUGUAGGCAGUGUGGAUCCAACAUACGCUAAAGAUACUGAGGAGCUGUUUGUAGCUUUUGAAGGCAGUUUUGGCAACAAACAUGUGACACCUCGUACACUCAUGUCGAGAUUCCUUGGAAACCUUGUCUGCGUUGAAGGAAUUGUGACAAAAUGUUCCCUUAUACGUCCUAAAGUUGUUCGCAGUGUCCACUAUUGUCCUGCAACGAAGAAAGUGUCGGAGCGUCGGUACACUGACCUCACGUCUUUUGAUGCUUUUCCAUCGAGUUCUGUCUACCCAACAAAGGAUGAAGAUGGCAAUACUCUCGAGACGGAGUAUGGACUGUCGGUAUACAAAGAUCAUCAGACGAUCAGUAUACAGGAGAUGCCUGAGAAGGCACCUGCAGGUCAGUUGCCACGGUCUGUGGAUGUCAUCUGUGAUAAUGACUUAGUGGACAAGUGUAAGCCAGGAGACCGGGUGCAAAUUGUGGGUAACUACAGGUGUUUACCCGGAAAGCAAGGCAACUUCACUACAGGGACAUUCAGAACAGUUCUGAUUGCUAAUAACAUAUCCCAGCUCACAAAGGAGUCGACGCUUCUGAUCACCAGGGAGGAUGUCCAGAAGUGCAAGAAACUGGCUCGUAACAAGAACAUCGAAAUUUUUGAGUUGCUCAGUAGAUCGCUGGCACCUUCCAUUCAUGGACAUGAGUACAUAAAGAAGGCCAUCUUGUGCAUGUUGCUGGGCGGAGUGGAGAAGGUCCUUCCUAAUGGAACACGGCUCCGAGGGGACAUCAACGUUCUCCUGAUAGGGGACCCUAGUGUUGCAAAGUCGCAGUUGCUGCGGUAUGUUCUCUGCACUGCUCCGCGGGCUGUUCCCACUACAGGUCGUGGGUCAUCGGGUGUUGGUCUUACAGCUGCAGUGACAACUGACCAAGAGACUGGAGAGAGGAGGCUUGAGGCUGGAGCCAUGGUGCUUGCUGACAGAGGGGUUGUGUGCAUCGAUGAGUUUGACAAGAUGUCAGACAUGGAUAGAACUGCUAUUCAUGAAGUCAUGGAGCAAGGGAGAGUUACAAUAGCCAAGGCUGGUAUCCACGCUCGUCUGAAUGCUAGGUGCUCCGUGCUUGCCGCUGCCAACCCAGUGUAUGGCAGAUAUGACCAGUAUAAGACUCCUAUGGAGAACAUUGGCCUGCAGGACUCGCUGUUGUCUCGUUUUGAUUUGCUGUUUGUGAUGUUGGACCUGGUUGAUGGGGAGCAUGAUCGCGUCAUUUCAGACCACGUUGUGCGGAUGCAUCGAUACAGAAAUCCUGGUGAACAAGAUGGGGAAGCCCUUCCCAUGGGCUCUUCUGUAGACAUGCUGAGCACGCAGAACCCAGACCUGGCAGAGGGAGACAGUCUGAGCACUCCUAUUUAUGAGAAAUAUGACUCUCUCCUUCAUGGUGGGACACGAAAUCGCAAGGACAAGAUUAUCAGUGUGUCCUUCAUGAAGAAGUACAUUCACAUUGCUAAAUGUAUGAAGCCAACUCUGACUGAAGAAGCUUCUGAAGCCAUUGCUGAAGAGUACUCACGCCUGCGUUCUCAAGACACAGUUGACACUGACGUUGCCAGGACACAACCAGUAACAGCUCGAACCUUGGAGACUCUGAUCCGGCUCUCGACAGCGCAUGCGAAGGCCAGGCUGUCUCGUACUGUUGAUAUCGACGAUGCCCAAGCUGCUAUAGAACUGGUGCAGUUUGCUUAUUUCAAAAAGGUACUGGAAAAAGAGAGAAAGCGGCGUCGUGGUGAUGGAGAUGCAAAUGAAGCCUCCGGAGCUGACAGUGAUGCAGAGGAACACCAGAGAAAGAAGUCUAGAAGGGAUAAGCCGAGAAGGAAACCUGGUGAUGAGAGUUACGACCCUUAUGAUUGGGAUUCUGAAGAGGAAACAGAAGAUGUGACUGACAGGCGCAAGACACGGAGUUCUGCCAAGCUUGCCUCAAAACCCACGUCUGCUACUGAAAUGGAGACUGACAUAUCCGUUCCUGAUGACACAGCUGCGGGUGCAUCUGCAGAACCAGCCUCAUCAGCUGUCAUCAGUGAUGACAGGUUGAAAUCCUUCAAGGCCAGCUUGGUGAAGGUAUUCCGUGAAGAGCGAGCACAGUCUCUGACACUGGAACGAGUUGUGGAAUUUGCAAAUGGAGAGCAGAGCGGUGAGCCAUUCAGCCACGGUGAAGUCUCUGCGGCAGUAACACAGAUGACAGAUGCAAACCAAAUAAUGGUAGCCAGUGGCAUGGUUUUCCUUAUAUAAAUUGUGCACUAUGUGAGUGGGACUGGAGAUUAUUGUAUAAAUUUUUUUCUAAACAUUUCAGUAUGUGAAUAUAAGAAAACUCUUCCCCCAAGUCA